AUGGACCUAUUAGAUGCAAUUGAAAAGCUCGAGCAGCCCGCGAAGACUAUUUCUGAGCGUAACGCAGACUUUCUGGAACAUCAAGUAUUGAUUCUUCAGCAGCAACUACGUGAUUACUGGCAUCGAAAGUAUGGUGAUGAUGUAACAAUUCCCCGUAUCUCAUUUUAUUGGGUCCUUUCGAAACUAUUGCGACUUAUUGAAGAGUAUCCGGAUGGUCUCACUGAGGCAAUCAUUGUCACUGAACUGACCAAAUUGUUUGAGCGAAAGGUAGUUGGAGAUACACAGCAACCAGCUGGGACAUUCACAAAGAAGAGAAAGAUUCGAGAUGAGGAAGAUAUGGGUAAUUUACUUACAGAUGGAGAACAAAAGGCUCUGCAGGCUCAAGUAAUAAGCUACGGAGACCAUCGAGUGACUUUAGCACUGGACUAUGCUACUGAUGUGAUUGCUCAUAUGUAUUUGCACCAACGCUUUCGGUCGUGUAUCAAUUUUUUGAAUCGUGAAUUAAAGUAUGAACCUACGAGGAAAACAUAUCCUUUUCAGGAUGCACGUAAAGUUACAUUCACCCAUGGAAAGGUUCUGGAAAGGAAGGAUGUCGAGAUGGCAAGGGGUGAGUAUGAUGGCAACCAAGUCAAGUUUACCCUCUUACCAACUCCAUAUCUCAUUGUUCAACUAAAUGAAAAAAAUCCAUUGGAUCGAAGAUUAUUGGCUGACUCAAUGAGUCUGAAUCAAGUAGAUCAGUUGAUCUGCAAAGCGCACGAUUGUUUAGGAAUACAGCAAUUGAUGCUCAAAGUGAAAGUACUAGAUAUUGGUGCCGUUCGUCCAUGUCAGACACCACUGUACGUACACCGUCAGGUCAUUUUAUUCGGUGAAGUAGAUCAAUUGUCGAUCGGAGUGAGAUCAAACAUGGAUUCAAAAACGCAAGGGUUACACUUGAUGGUGUUAUGGGACGAUCAAGUCGAUCUUAGUCGUUUGUUUAAUAUUGGGGAUACACUAGCGAUCUUUCAUCCUUUUGUACACGUUUGUGACCAACACGAUACGGAGAUUCAGUACAUUUUGACUGACUAUUCGUCACAACAACAUCUUAAUUACUACUUGGAAUACGGCAGUGCCACCGUUUUAUUCACAUCACCCUGUCAAGUUGAUGCGAAUGAAGCUCUUACCGAAAUGACAAUCAUUAAUGCAAGUCAUUGUGAGGCUGAGCAACCUUUGUCGCGAUUGGAAGAGAUUCGACCAGGAUGGCGCAAUUUCUCGCUCUAUGCACAUGUGAGACGUGUUAUGGUCUCACACGGCAUUCCACUACUCGCAGCGUUCUUUUACGCAUAUUAUGAUCCCAAGACGAACCAGUCGAGUUCAACAAUGCAAGUUCUCGACCACUCGAUCGUAUCAAAGUACCAUUUGGUUGUCAUGUUACAAGUCUACACCGCUUCAUCUUCAAAACACAUGCUCUCGAUCGAAUUGACGGGUGAUACUGCAAUCAACGCUUUACGACUUUUACCAGGACAAAGCGUGUUCUUAGACGGACUUGUUGCGAUUGAUAUCAAGUCGGAAUCAGUGAUGCGAUUUCGUCAUUAUCAGUCUCUCGCUUCUACGUCGGCUGCAUCAAGUGGCACAGAAGAUUAUGCAUUUACAACAAACGCGUACACUUCAACCUCGUCUUCCAGUGUCGUUGUGCUGGGUUCAGAAUGGGAAAAUAUAUUUGGAAAACAAUCUUUUCUUAACAAUAGCUCCAAAUUAACAAUUGUCAAUACCACGCCAGGACUUCUGAACACGUUAUUGAAACAAUCAACAGUUCUGUUCAAUGCUUCAACACCUCCUUUGAUGAUCGCCGAAAUGACGGUAACAUCCAUCGGUUGGCUGGUUUCUAGCAGAAAUUCAAAAGAUGUGAAAUGGACGAUUGAUACAAGUUGUGAAAAGGGACAAGCGACAAUGUAUAGCCAUAAAUCGUGCUCUCGACCAUUGGAGAUGACGACAAACUAUCAAAACACUUCAAAAUCAAUAAAGUGGAACUGUUCGUUUUGUCAAGAAGUUUUCUAUGGAUCAAAACAGAUGCAGCACACGUUUCGUGAGCUGGUAGUAUCUCUCGAGAAUGGACGAUCACAAAUGUUUCCCAUAAUCGCAUUGUGUCGAGGAGAUACAAUUGAAAAUCUGCUUGGUCUUUCGUCAAGUGAUUAUGUACAACUUUCUUUAGAACAAAAGCGUUGGACGCUCAAACGUGUAGUAGGCCAGACAUUUCGACUCGUGUUGUCUCGAUGUGAAUCACGUUACGUUACGAUCUCCUUGUCAUCAUAUUCAACAGAUUCUCAUCCUAUUGAAUCUUCUCAAUGGAUUGAUAUACGAAUGGAUAUGGUCAAGCCUACGAAUGCCUUUGCAGCAGCUCGUCGCUUGCUCUCAGAGCUGAAAACGUAA
Plasmopara halstedii is the source of this 2406-nucleotide messenger RNA. RefSeq lists its product as uncharacterized. The record is from RefSeq and is a predicted model, not a curated record. Lineage: Eukaryota; Oomycota; Peronosporomycetes; Peronosporales; Peronosporaceae. The coding region runs from base 1 to 2406 and encodes 801 amino acids. The transcript has 3 exons.